This is a messenger RNA of Oryctolagus cuniculus (rabbit), 740 nucleotides long. The record is from RefSeq and is a predicted model, not a curated record. NCBI's taxonomy places the organism in Eukaryota, Metazoa, Chordata, Mammalia, Lagomorpha, Leporidae.
GUCCAGAGGAGCCCUUGUCCAGUGGGGAGGCUUCAGGGCCGGGCUGAUGGGCAGCCAGGCACAGAUCCUGGCUCCAGGCACCUAGAGCCUCCCAGAGGGAUGGUGGGCAUGGCAUCCCUACAGGCGCACCUGUGGCCUGCACAAGUGGCCCACCAUGGGCUCCCAGUUGUAGAGCACCUGGAGCCUCCCGGAGGGGUGGUGGGCACGGUGUCCAUGCAGGCGCAUCAGUGGCCUGCUCCCAUGGCCCACCAUGGGCUCCUGGGUUGCAGAGCACCUGGAGCCUCCCAGAGGGGUGGUGGGCACGGUGUCCAUGCAGGCGCUCACGUAGCCCACCACGGCUUCCAGUUGCAGAGCACCUGGAGCCUCCCGGAGGGGUGGUGGGCAUGGCGUCCGUGCAAGUGCUCAUGUGGCCUGCAUUCAUGGCCCACUGCGGGCUCCUGGUUGCAGAACACCUCGGGCCCAGUCUGGCCUUCAUCAUAUUCACGGAGGCCAUGCUGCACAUGCCGGGGGCGCCCGUGUGGGCCGUGCUCUUCUUCAGGAUGCUCUUCACCCUGGGGCGCUCGUCCAUGUUCGGCAACAUGGAGGGGAUCAUCACGCUGCUCCUGGACAUGGGGGUCAUCCACAUGGGGAUCCCCAAGGAGGCCCUCACAGGUGAGUGCACAGCUCAGCCACAGGGAUGCCUGCUGCCUCCCAUACAGAGCUCAGGGGCCCUGGGCUAGCCCGCUCCCCGAGCACAGCCC